UUUGUUCGGUUACUGAGUUGCUGCCUUGGCCAGAGUCCGGAGCAGCCGCCGCCCGAGUGCGCAGAGCUCAGUUCGCUGCCCGCGCCGGCUCCCUCCCGGCUCGACUCCGACACGGCCCGGCCCGGCUCCACGCUCAGGUACACCCGAUCAGGGUAAAUAGCACUGCGGGCAGAGAAGGGACAGCAAGAGGCCGGCAGGCGGGUUCCAGCGGUUUCAGGGCAGCAGCCGCCAUGGAGGUGAUGAACCUGAUUGAACAGCCCAUCAAGGUGACCGAGUGGCAGCAGACGUACACCUACGACUCAGGCAUCCACUCAGGUGUCAAUACCUGUGUGCCAUCCAUCAGCAGCAAGGGCAUCAUGGAUGAGGAUGAUGCCUGUGGCAGGCAGUACACACUCAAGAAGACCACCACCUAUACCCAGGGCGUGCCCCAGAACCAAGCUGACCUGGAGUACCAGAUGUCCACUACAGCCAGAGCCAAGCGGGUGCGGGAGGCCAUGUGUCCAGGUGUGUCAGGCGAGGACAGUUCUCUACUGCUGGCCACCCAGGUGGAGGGGCAGACCACCAACCUGCAGCGCCUGGCCGAGCCAUCCCAGUUGCUCAAAUCGGCCAUUGUACAUCUCAUCAACUACCAGGAUGAUGCCGAGUUGGCCACCCGGGCUUUGCCUGAGCUCACCAAGCUGCUCAACGACGAGGAUCCGGUAGUGGUGACCAAGGCGGCUAUGAUUGUGAACCAGCUGUCCAAGAAGGAAGCAUCCCGCCGGGCGCUAAUGGGCUCGCCGCAGCUGGUAGCCGCCGUGGUGCGUACCAUGCAGAACACCAGUGACCUGGACACGGCUCGGUGUACCACCAGUAUCCUGCAUAACCUCUCCCACCACCGGGAGGGGCUGCUCGCUAUCUUCAAGUCUGGAGGCAUCCCUGCUCUCGUCAGAAUGCUCAGUUCCCCUGUGGAGUCUGUCCUGUUCUACGCCAUCACCACACUGCACAACCUGCUGCUCUCCCAGGAGGGAGCCAAGAUGGCGGUGCGUCUGGCGGAUGGGCUGCAGAAGAUGGUACCUCUGCUUAACAAGAACAACCCUAAGUUCCUGGCCAUCACCACCGACUGCCUGCAGCUCCUGGCCUAUGGCAACCAGGAGAGCAAGCUGAUCAUCCUGGCCAAUGGGGGGCCCCAGGGGCUCGUGCAGAUCAUGAAGAACUACAGCUACGAGAAACUUCUCUGGACCACCAGCCGUGUGCUCAAGGUCCUCUCCGUGUGUCCCAGCAACAAGCCUGCCAUCGUGGAGGCUGGUGGGAUGCAGGCCCUGGGCAAGCAUCUGACAAGCAACAGCCCACGCCUGGUGCAGAACUGCCUGUGGACCUUGCGCAACCUCUCAGAUGUGGCCACCAAGCAGGAGGGCCUGGAGGGCGUGCUGAAGAUCCUGGUCAACCAGCUGAGUGUGGAUGACGUCAACGUGCUCACCUGUGCCACCGGCACCCUCUCCAACCUGACCUGCAACAACAGCAAAAACAAGACGCUGGUAACACAGAACAGCGGUGUGGAGGCGCUCAUCCAUGCCAUCCUGAGAGCUGGGGAUAAGGAUGACAUCACAGAGCCCGCCGUCUGUGCUCUGCGUCACCUUACGAGCCGCCACCCGGAGGCUGAGAUGGCCCAGAACUCUGUGCGCCUCAACUAUGGCAUCCCAGCCAUUGUAAAGCUACUGAACCAGCCAAACCAGUGGCCCCUGGUCAAGGCAACUAUCGGCCUGAUCCGGAAUCUGGCUCUGUGCCCAGCUAACCACGCCCCACUGCAGGAGGCCGCGGUCAUUCCUCGCCUUGUUCAGCUGUUGGUUAAGGCCCACCAGGAUGCCCAGCGACAUGCGGCUGCUGGCAUCCAGCAGCCCUACACGGACGGUGUGAAGAUGGAGGAGAUUGUGGAAGGCUGUACUGGAGCCCUGCACAUCCUUGCCCGGGAUCCCAUGAACCGAAUGGAGAUCUUCCGGCUCAACACCAUUCCGCUGUUUGUCCAACUCCUGUAUGCUUCCCUGGAGAACAUCCAGCGUGUGGCUGCCGGGGUGCUGUGUGAGCUGGCCCAGGACAAGGAGGCUGCCGAUGCCAUUGAUGCCGAGGGUGCCUCUGCGCCUCUCAUGGAACUGCUCCACUCCCGCAAUGAGGGCACCGCCACCUACGCUGCCGCUGUCCUCUUCCGCAUCUCGGAGGACAAGAACCCAGAUUACCGUAAGCGAGUGUCUGUGGAGCUCACCAACUCACUCUUCAAGCAUGACCCAGCUGCCUGGGAGGCUGCCCAGAGUAUGAUCCCAAUCAACGAACCCUAUGCAGAUGACAUGGAUGGUACCUACCGCCCCAUGUACUCCAGCGAUGUGCCUCUGGACCCACUGGAUAUGCAUAUGGACAUGGAUGGGGACUACCCCAUGGACACCUAUAGUGACGGCCUGAGGCCUUCCUACCCCACUGCAGACCACAUGCUGGCCUAGCUGGCUCCACCUCAGAGCUGUUUCUCACCUGGGAAGCUCUGGAGAGCAGACUGUGGGAUGAGACAGAAAAGCACCUGAGCCCUGGGAGCUAGCCUGGACUUCCUGCUGAACCCACGCUCCAGAGCUCCUCCGCAGGGUUUCUUGGGAUGGUGUCUGCUCCUGCUUUUCUGUCCUGGACUGUGGAUCCAGGCUUCACUCAGCACCUUCUCCCCUCCCCACUAUGGCUACGGCCACCAAAGCUUUAGACUCAGCCUGUGUCCCCACACAGCAACCCUCUCUGCUGGUUCCAGCUGCCUGGGCCCCCCAGGGCUUCCAUCCUUUUCUUUUUCUUUUU
Molecule: messenger RNA, 2802 nt
Organism: Acomys russatus (golden spiny mouse)
Lineage: Eukaryota; Metazoa; Chordata; Mammalia; Rodentia; Muridae
Gene: Jup
Product: junction plakoglobin
Exons: 15
Coding region: 231-2468 (745 amino acids)
Biological process (GO): positive regulation of transcription by RNA polymerase II; cell adhesion
Cellular component (GO): adherens junction; catenin complex
Molecular function (GO): protein phosphatase binding; transcription coactivator activity; alpha-catenin binding
Source: RefSeq, a predicted model, not a curated record